AUGUCGGAACCUAGCGAAAGGCUGGUACAGGGUGCCCAAAUGGCUCAAGCCUUCUUGGGGGCCAAACUUCUUAGCGCCAUUCAAGAGCAAGCACGCGACGAUCUUCCAAGCAAAGUCAGUGCCGAAUACAUUGCGGAAGUGUGUUUCUCUAGUUAUGCUCGUCCCGGACUCGAGUUUAAGGAGAGGUCUCUGGUCAACAUUGGCAUGAUGAUAGCGCUCAACAGGACCCCAGAACUACGCAUACAUAUCGCGGCAGCACUCAACCUUGGUAUUUCUGAGGAGAAGAUUGUAGAGACUUGCCGGCAUGCGAUGAUUUACUGCGGCGUUCCGGCCGGCAGAGAAGCUUUGGCUGUUGCAAGCGAUAUUUUUGCCAAAGUCAGGGGUACCACAAAGGAAGAAAGAGCAAAGAUGUCCUAA
Messenger RNA from Colletotrichum abscissum, 417 nucleotides. Its product is annotated as 4-carboxymuconolactone decarboxylase. The coding region runs from base 1 to 417 and encodes 138 amino acids. The transcript has 2 exons. NCBI's taxonomy places the organism in Eukaryota, Fungi, Ascomycota, Sordariomycetes, Glomerellales, Glomerellaceae. The record is from RefSeq and is a predicted model, not a curated record. Gene Ontology annotation, molecular function: peroxiredoxin activity.